GAAAAAAAAGGAGAAAAUAAAAAUAAAACGGAAAACAAAAGGAUGUUCAACAAAAUCCAUCGACAUUUUCUCUCUCCACAAUUUAUUUCCGUAUUAAUAAAAGUCCUAUUCUAGGAAAACCCAAACAAUCCCUUUUUUACCCUUUUCUAUGCUCCAUUUGAAUUAGGGUUUCGUUUGUUUUUCUCAUCCUGAUCCAGGUCGAAACCCUAAUCGCCCGAUCCGUCUAACUAGCCGUUAGCCUUCCGUUUCCCGCUGUUGAUCUACCGGCUUCGAUUUGUAACCGUUGGAUCCGUCAUUUGGUCCAGCGUUCCGCAUUCUUUUUGACAUAGUUUUUGAUUUUUUUUUUAAAUUAUUUAUUCGACCGUUACUUUGCCGGAGUUGGCCGGAAAUGGCUGCAGCGGUGGAAUCGGAGAAUAAGGUUGAAGAAAAGAAGUCGGAGAAGGGGGGAGAGCUGUUGUUAUGUGGGUCAACGUGUUGGGAUGCAAUCGGGCGGCGCAAAGGCACUUUGGAGGGCAAUUUGGUGUCUCCCACUCGCCUGCGACCGCUCGUUGGCGUCGACAUCAGGUUUAUCGCCGCUGGUUGUGCUUCCUGUCAUUGUGUGGCAUUGGAUGUUGAAGGUCGGUGCUAUACCUGGGGCCGCAAUGAGAGAGGGCAGCUAGGUCAUGGUGACAAGCUUCAGCGCGAUAGGCCGACUUUUGUAUCUGAACUCUCAAAGUAUAAAAUCAUUAGGGCUGGAUCUGGAAGGAGCCAUACGGUGGUAGUUUCUGAAGAUGGACAAUCUCUUGCCUUUGGCUGGAACAAACAUGGGCAGCUGGGUUCAGGCUCAGUAAAAAAUGAAGUUGAGCUAUCACCUGUUCGCUGUCUUGUCUCUGAAGUAAAAACCGUUGCUUGUGGAGCUGAAUUUACUGUGUGGUUAUCUUCUGCUGAAGGAGCUUCUAUACUAACUGCAGGUCUUCCACAGUAUGGUCAACUUGGACAUGGGACAGACAAUGAGUACAAUAGUAAAGAUAGCUCAGUGAGGCUUGCUUACGAACCGCAACCACGCCCCAAAGCAAUAGCUUCUCUUUCUGGGGAAACCAUUGUGAAAGUUGCAUGUGGAACAAACCAUACAGUGGCAGUGGAUUCAAGUGGCCAUGUUUACACGUGGGGAUUUGGUGGCUAUGGAAGGCUUGGACAUAGAGAGCAGAAGGAUGAGUGGGUUCCUCGUCGUGUUGAGGUCUUUCAAAGGCAGAAUGUUCUACCUCCUGAUGCAGUGAUUUCAGCUGGUUCUGUUAAUUCCUCAUGUACUGCUGGUGGAGGGCAGUUGUACAUGUGGGGCAAAAUAAAGAUUACAGGUGAUGACUGGAUGUAUCCUAAGCCUCUUAUGGAUUUAAGUGGUUGGCAUCUAAAUUGCAUGGAUUCAGGCAAUAUGCACCAUUUUGUUGGUGCUGAUUCCUCCUGCAUCAGUUGGGGCCAUGCCCAGUAUGGAGAAUUGGGAUAUGGCCCUAAUGGCCAGAAGUCUUCUGCAGUUCCAAAAAAGGUAGAUAUCCUUGAGGGCAUGCAUGUUAUCACUGUUGCGUGUGGGUUUGGGAAUUCGAUGGUGGUUGUUGAUAGGACUAAUGUUGGUGAUCGACUUGAUCAGCUUGAUAUUUAUGACGGGAAAGCUGCUGGUGAAGGGAGUGAGGAACCUGAAAGCCUGAAUGCAGUUCCUAAGAAAACUACAAAGAAAGGUGCUGCUGCUGCUAAAGCUUCUGAGAACUCCAAGAAGAGGAAGAAGUCAAAAGAAUCAUCAGACUCUGAAAGCGAGGAGGAUUAUGAGGAUAAUGACAGUGAUGAUAGUGAAGUAGAGGUCAAUGGGGAGGCAGAGAAGAAAAGGCAACGGGGUGGAAAGGCUUCUGGCAGAGGCCGGGGCAAAGGUGCUAAGAAACCUGCAACAGGGAAAAAAGACUCUGGGCGCGGGCGAGGCCGCCCUCUUGCUGUUGAGAAAACCUCGCAGCAUUCUCAGGGGAAAGGGAAAAGAGGAAGGCCGAGGAAGUGAUGAGUUAACAUUUCUCAAUUCGGAUUGAAAACCUCGCAGCAUUCUCAGGGAAAAGGGAAAAGAGGAAGGCCGAGGAAGUGAUGAGUUAAACAUUUCACAAUUCGGAUUGGAAAUUUUGUUAUCAAUCCAGCUAAGUGUACUUAGUUUUGCCCAUUGAAUUAUUUUUAUUUACAGUUCCUUCAAACUGUUGUGAUUCUCAAUGGAAACAAUCCUCCCUAACCAACACUCGAUUCUUGAGGGCUGGGAGAAGGCAUCAAACAUCCUGAAUGGUGAUUUUAUACCUGAUUUCUUUUUGUUUAAAUUGAAAGGGAAGUCUACUCAUUCUGUUUCAUUUAUAA
Molecule: messenger RNA, 2355 nt
Organism: Vitis riparia (riverbank grape)
Lineage: Eukaryota; Viridiplantae; Streptophyta; Magnoliopsida; Vitales; Vitaceae
Product: protein RCC2 homolog
Exons: 16
Coding region: 389-2017 (542 amino acids)
Source: RefSeq, a predicted model, not a curated record